Molecule: messenger RNA, 1656 nt
Organism: Toxoplasma gondii ME49
Lineage: Eukaryota; Apicomplexa; Conoidasida; Eucoccidiorida; Sarcocystidae
Exons: 4
Coding region: 1-1656 (551 amino acids)
Source: RefSeq, a predicted model, not a curated record
AUGUGGUGUCAAGGUACUAUUUUGCAUACUUUCCUGACCGCGGCUUCGAUUUGGUUACUCGUCGUCGCGCUAGCUCUUGACGAAGAUGGAGACAAAUGCAGGGGCAAGGUACAGACGACUCCAAAGGGAUACGAAGAAGGAAACAGCGUUAACGACUGUACCCUGUCGGGUGCGGACGACGAUGUGGCGUCCCAAGUCGCAGAAUCUACGAAAGGAGAAUGCGAAAACAACGGUCCCGGAUUCGCGCCUGAGGCCGAGUAUGAGUUGAUACUCACGACACGAGAGGCUUUGGCUGAGUACGGAGUUCACGUUUCAAGUGAGGGUGGACAAAUUAUACAUCUUGCUUAUCGAGAUCGCAUUGCGAUCCCCCUUGUACCCCAACUCCUGCACGAUAGUAAGACCGAAUACCACGACAGGGAGCUCAUCAGGAGUGGCUUUAUACGAGAUCGGCAAGAAGUCGUCUUGGUCCGAUCCAGAAGCUUGGAGCAAGCAGUCGUUUGCGGAACUUGCUUUCGUGGAGGACGAUAUAGCGUGGUUCGAUUAAAGUCGACGAAAACAGACGACGAAGGACGUCACGUGUACACUUUCGAGAAGCUUAUUCAUCCUCGAUGGCGACCACACGCGUUAUCAUUCUCUAUUGCAGCUGAUUUGGUGGUCAUCAGAGGCAAUAGGCAACCUCGUGUCGGCAGCCGCAUCCUCAUGACCUGUGUCCGAAGCGGAGACAUGCCGAUACUCUUUACCGAUUUCCUGUGGUCAACACCACAUUUAGCAAGGUACCGACCGGGUCCUUUCAAGGAGGAAGUUACGAUCCAGGACGUUGAGGCAUUUGCUGGCUCAAUCCCACAUACGAUUGUACUGAAGGCUACGCUGAGUUCCUCGAAAAGCUCGGAUCGUGUGGUCCAUCAUUUGACAGAGAACUCGAGCUUUUUAUUUUUCGGAACGGUUCCCGCUCCUUCACCGUCCCUGAGCGCCUUUGUUCUCGGGUCUCUGAAGACAGACUCAAGAGGCACGGUGGAAAGAUGUGACUCCGCCGGCCCGGUAUUCCUAUCAUCUUCGUACUGGAGAGAGAUCAGAAACCUAGCACCCACGACACAUGAACUGGUAGUACGUCGGAGGAAGUUUUGUCGCUGGAUUGCUUUUGGUUUAACCGUCGCAGCAGCUCUAUUCGGCUGGCUGGCGUUCGCCGGCUAUGCGCGAAAUACGUUGGAACAAAUGUUUGCCAUGCGACAGGCAGGUUUCAGGAAUACAUUUUCAAGCUGGAUCCGACAGAGGUAUGGAAUUGAUCGGCACGUAGUGGCAACUUUCGCAAAUAGUGUUGACCCUCACAAUAUAGGGUUGGCGGCUUUCCGUGUCUACCAAAAUAACAGUCGUAACCUAACCCCUGGAGACCCGGCGAAUGACAUCCGCGAGGGCUCUAUCGCUCUGCUCAUGCGUGCAAUUGGAGCGUCUGGCCUGGCAGCAGUAGCAGCAGUUGCUGCAACAGUUCUGCCGUUUAAGCUAGCUCGAAAGGCUCAUCGAUUUUUGAAGGCAAAACGGUUGAUUCGCAGGGGUCGUCAGCAGGUCGCAAACAGUGCACAAACUACAGUAGACGGAAUGCGGGAUUCUGAACGAUCAAACGAACAGAGGAAAGGUUUCAUCUUUGCAGUAGUAUCUUGA